Paracoccidioides lutzii Pb01 is the source of this 1527-nucleotide messenger RNA. RefSeq lists its product as hypothetical. Gene Ontology annotation, cellular component: mitochondrial small ribosomal subunit. The transcript is spliced from 3 exons. The record is from RefSeq and is a predicted model, not a curated record. Gene Ontology annotation, biological process: positive regulation of translational fidelity. Gene Ontology annotation, molecular function: structural constituent of ribosome; rRNA binding. Bases 1 to 1527 code for a protein of 508 amino acids.
AUGAGGACCAAUCCAUGGAAGCUCAUGAGAGCUGGGAGGAGGCCGGCGAGACUCCUCCAAUCAUGGAACAAAGUCAACCUCUACAAUCUCAAACACGCAACUCUCCCCGUAACCUCCUCGAAAAACUUCUUCCAGCAGAAAUGGCUCGCCAAAUCCCUGGCCCGCACAUACCACGGCGAGCAAGUCCGUGAGUCGCAAUGGGAGAAAAUGUUCUGCCGCCGUCUGCGCUCGGUCGUCCCUAUGGAUGUCAAUUACCUGGCUCGAAACGACGGUUCUGCUGAGUCUGCUGGGCGAGGUUCAGGUGUUCAGGAGGCUGGUCCGCGCAAGGCACCGCUUACACCAUACAUGCAGAUGGCGUUUGCGCCUCUGGAGAGGCGGCUGGAUGUUGCUAUCUUUCGUGCCAUGUUUGCCAGCAGUACGAGGCAGGCGAGGCAGUUCGUUUUACACGGCUCUGUUACGGUCAAUGGGAAGAAGAUGAAACACCCGGGAUACCUUUUGAACCCUGGUGACCUUUUCCAAGUGGAUCCAGAACGAGUGAUGUUUGCUACGGGUGCACCCAAGGAUCCUCAACAACGCCGCAGUGGCCGUAGACGGCGCAACCGGAAACCCGCACAGACUCAAUCGGAACAGCCUGCUGAAGCAGAAGGCUCUGAAGAGACCAAGGCGGCUGAGGAAACAUCUGCCUCUGCAGAAGGAGCUGAAGGACAGACAGAAAACGCAGAAAACGCAGAAAACGCAGAAAAUGCAGAGAAAUCCAGCCAAGAUACCGAACACAAGGAACUAUCCCCCGAAGAAGCGCGGACUAUACUGACCCGGCUCCUCGCCCAAGCCAAAGAUAUCAUGAACAACAAGGACCUCUCCGCACCCUCCCAAAGACUCAACCUCAAUAACUUCCGCAAGGGCGUCCGCAAGGCCCUCUCCAGCACCGUUUCCAGCACCAACAUCGUCGAAGACUUCGAAGCCCAAUUCCUCCAACUAAAAGCCCUGGCAGAAAAAUCCACUUCCCCCUCCUCCUCGUCCCCCCCAGAAUCAUCAGAACCCCAGUCCCAACCAUCUCCUUCCAAACUCCCCGAAUCCGUCCUCCCCACACCUCCUUCCUCCCACAACAAAACAACCCCCACCUUCUCCCCUUCAACACCCCAAGACCCAAUCCUAACCGCCGCCCUCCGCCAAGCCCUCCAAACCUCCUCCUCCUCCUCCUCCUCCACCACCACUACCAUCAACCAACCAACAUCCACUACCCACCCCCACAUCUCCCCCGAAGACCUCACCAUCCUCCGCCAGGCCCUGUCCCAGCUCCACGAGAACCCCAUAGACACUCUGAAGCCGUACGCCACCCCCUGGCGGCCGCGCGACUACAUGAGCGCCUUCGCGUUCAUCCCGCGCUAUCUGGAGGUUAACCAGAACAUUUGUGCGGCGGUGUAUUUGAGGCAUCCUGUAGCGAAGCCGGGGAGGUCGGAGGUGCCGUCGCCGUAUCCGGAUGCGGUUAAUGGGGCGGCAUUUGCGUGGUAUUUGAGGAGGCGGUAA